AUGGUGAAGGGGGGAGGAACUCUCUCUCUCUCUCUCUCUCUCUCUCUCUCUCUCUCUCUCUCUCUCUCUCGUCCUCUCCCUCGUUUCUCUUGUCUCUCUCUCGCUCGCUCCCUCUUACUCGCUCGUCCGCUGUCUCUCUCGCUCUCUAUCAAUCCAUCUAUCUACCUAUCAAUCUGUCGGCAAACGAGAGUCUAUCAACAGUCGGUCACCAGUCCAUACUAGUCUUCCAAUUUUUUACUCAAUCAACUAUUAGUAUAUACUACGAUGCUUGUUAUUUUCACAAAUUACGACGAUGA
Molecule: messenger RNA, 296 nt
Organism: Spirodela intermedia
Lineage: Eukaryota; Viridiplantae; Streptophyta; Magnoliopsida; Alismatales; Araceae
Source: the annotation of a GenBank genome assembly